CACUCAUUUGGCCUCCGUCGAAUCUUGCUACGGCAACCGCAGCUCUUUCACCAUGACCCUUCAGAAUCGUGGAGUGCGAGUUCACUCUCAAAGGUUGGAGAAAGGAAGCGGAUGGAGGAAGGCCCAUCAUCAUCUGAAGUCUUAGUUGCAGGAGAAAGUCCUAUGUGGAGUGGCCACUGGUUUCGCCUCUUGAGGCUUGACUUCUUCACUUUUUGGCGCAUCAAGACCCAACUUCAGCCACGAAGCAGGGGUCUGCGGGCAGCAAUAAUUCAGCAGAAAAGGCGAGCCAUCGGUACUUUGAAGUGGACCAGAGGAUAUGCUAGCUUCAGUAGUGGCAAACAUGUUGGUCCUUGUUAUUCUUCGAGAUGGUAUACCUGUCAUCAGUACUCAGUAGUGACCGGCUUCAACAAACUUCAGUUUCCUGUCCAGCUCACUCCCUAUCAGACUUUAUUCGGAAGAAAUAUCAAGUUUUAGGUGGACUGAAGCAACUUCUUUCGAGGUGAUUCGAAUAGCUGACCCGUAGUGUAGCAUGCUUUACUGAGAGGUGCUAUGGACUAUCAGUGCUUUGUCAGUCAUCUUUGAACUUAUCUCAACUCUCACUCAUGCUCUUCUUUUGUCUCUUGAGGCUCAGGCACGGACGCUUGGCAUUAUUUAACAAUAAAGCCUUAGCUCAGCCUUCUCAAACUGCACCACCAGUCCACCACAUGAGUGGAUUUCAGAUGACUUCAAGCAAGUGCCGUUGCCACUUGUUUCUAGCCAAAGCCUACGUGCCAUUGGCAUUGGACAAACUCUUGAGCUGGAUACGGCGUCUUCUUUUAACUGUUCGCAUUGGCCUUUUAGCGGGAGAGACAACCGAAACUAUAUUCUGAUCUGAUGGAGGAACCCUACGAGAAAGACACACACCUGCUGCUCUCUUUGGGACUUGUCUGUCAGAGAAAAAAUCAUGCCGGAUGGUGCUGAUAUGCCCCUAGUGGAAUGGUGACUCGGACCCCCGCGGGGGCUCGAUCCGGACGAGGCGGCGGCAAGGAAGCAGCACGCCUUGUCUAUCGGCAGCCAGCAGUGGGCAGAGUUACUCUUGCACACAAGAACCUUCGCCUCUGCAGUUGUGCUCAUUCAUCCUCGUCCCGUUACACAGUGGCCAUAGUGCUGAGGCGAUGUCGAUCCGUCACCAGUGCUGAGCAUAGUUUUGUUCCGUCUGCUCUUUCGCGCAUCAUCUCGGUGUGCUGUUCCAAGUUCCGUGAUUUUUGUUCCGAUCUGCUGUCAGCCUCCCACAUGCGUACCUUCCUGUUCCUCUGCUUUGUGAGCCAUCCCGCGACCUAUUUGCCUGAUGAAACUGAGGUGUACUAUCAUGGAGUGAAAUUGUUGGUUGGGCCAAUCAGAAACGAUGGUGAUCAGUGUUAAGUAACCCUAGUUAGGGUUAUGUGGGCAAAUAUCUGCUUUGCCCCUGAGGGGUCUCACAUCUCUAUAUAAGGAACAUGUACACCCCUUCAUAAUAGAGAGAUCAGAAAGAGGCCAGAGGCCCAACCCUAUAUCCUGUGUCUUGUGUGUUCCUCUGUCGUGCUUAUGGGAAGGGAGACGGGUCUUCUACAACUUCUCGCGCCUCUACUACUGACGGGAGGGAAGGGAGCGGAUCUGGUGAUCCGUGGUAACGUAGUUCUCAACACGUUAUCAGCACGCUCUACCUCAACGUUGCUGCGAGAUCAGAUCUGCAUCAACUCUUCGUCAAGCCGGCAGGUCCUCCGGCCUAGCCGAACUGUCCCACGCGACAGACUUCAAUUCCUCCUCUACGCAAUCGAGCGAGUGGUAUGCUUAAAUUGGAUAUACUAUUCUUGAUCUACCGAUGUACACGCGUUGUGAUCCAUGCGCCAAGAACUUGUCGUCACCGUCGUUGUGCUGUGUUUGCUCCGGGCCACGCCCACGCCGGAAGCGUCCGCAUCGGAGCCUCGCCGGAGAGGCUGCGCCAGCACCCUGGCAAGCGUCGUGCUGGAAGCGGCUGCUCCACGCCGCAUCGUUGACUGCCUGGCCUAUAGCCUGCUGGGUCGCGUGCUCCACUGCUCCUCCCACCAAAUCGAGAGAGGUUGAGAGCAGUUGAAUCUUUGCACUGUGCCAUGUUCGCACUGAAUGGGCGGUUCUUGGAUGGUGCACAACCGCUCCUCCAAAUUUCUUGCGUGGACGAUUGCAUGCGGAUUGCAUGCGGAACGAUUAGCACGCUGAUCCGUUUUUCCAGUAGACAAAGGAGACGUGCGGUUAAUAUUUUUUUCUAUAAAAAAAGUGACCGGCUAUUGACCCGCUCGCCUCGUUUUCUGCCGUCCAUUCCGCCACACCAAAAAAAACUUGCAUGCCACCAGCCUGCAUGCACCAUGCAGUGUGCAGAAAGGGAAAAAAGUCACAACGAAACGCACAACAUCUCCUAAAACUAGAUGUUGUUGGUGCAUUAUUCAACUUUGGUGUAAUUUUAAUUUAUAUACAUGCUCAUGUUAUUUAUUUUAUUUAUUUCCUGUUGCAAAUAACAAAUAGAAUUAAGCAUGUUUUCUACCGCAAUUUCUAUUUUCAAUUAAUUAUUUCCCGCAAUAAAUAAUUAGUAGAAAAAGACAUGCUCGGAUAUAGGAAAAAUGCUUUCAUGCACUUGAUCUGCUUAUGCAUUAAAUUCCAGUAUUAUUUGUCUGCUUUAUUUCUCGUAGUAGAUAAUUAGCAGAAAUUAUUAAAAUGUGUGAAGGAUAUAGUGCGCAUACUCAAAU
Messenger RNA from Zea mays, 2738 nucleotides. RefSeq lists its product as uncharacterized. The coding region runs from base 976 to 1401 and encodes 141 amino acids. Lineage: Eukaryota; Viridiplantae; Streptophyta; Magnoliopsida; Poales; Poaceae. The record is from RefSeq and is a predicted model, not a curated record. The transcript has 6 exons.